CCGACGACUCUACAUGGUCUUCUUCCAACGCUUCCUGUCCUGCUUUGGCACGUGUCUUUCCGUCGUCUUCUCUCUCUCCUUCUCCUCCUUCUCCUUCUCCUCCUUCCCCUUCUCCUCGUUCUCCUUCUCCUUCCACCAGAGCUGCUGCGCAUGCACGUGGAACGGAUCCCAAUCUCACAAGCUCUUCCUCCCCUUCCUCCUCCUCCUCCUCCUCCUCCUCCUCCCUCCUCCGGUCUCUCAGUCACCUCUCCUCUUCUCUCUCUCUCUACCUCUCGUUCACCAAAUGCGAGUCCCCCCGGCGGUCGCACUGCGCGCGGAUGGCACGCGGUCGUCGGCAUUCUCUGUGGCUCAGCAAGGAUGACAUCACUGCGCGCCGAGUUUCGUCGCAGCUGCAACAGCAGCGAAACAAGGAUGACGCCACUGCGUGCCGAGUUUCGUCCCAGCUGCACCUGCAGCGAAACGCCGCUGCGCGCCGAGUUUCGAGCGCGGAUGAUGACGUGUGCAGUCCGUCGUCGGCGCUGCUGCGCGCGCGCGACCACUGCGCGCCAAUGCGGCCACGGUCCGCCUUCCCUCGGCGUUGUCGGGGGCCUGCGCGGCAUCAGCAUCAGCAUCCGCAUCAGGAUGAGUAUCAUUAUCAUUAUCAGCAGCCGCAGCAGCUUCAGGGAAACGCCGCUGCGCGCCGAGUUUCGAAGUGGAUAAGGAUUUUAUUAAGCAAGAAUGACGUGAGCAGCUCGCGGUCGGUGCUUUUUUUCAGGAUCAUCAUCGUCGUAUGUCUCUGUCUCGUCGGGAUUCUGACACGUGUCACAACCACGUGCGCCGCCGCAGAGAUGUGCGUGGUGAAAGUUCCAGGAGGAGUCGUUUUAUUGCCGCCGGCGGACGGGGCGGACGUCCGUCGUCGAGAGGAUCUCGAUCCCGACCCGAAAGAUCUGCCACGUCGGCAACGGUCGCGGUCGUCCGAUGAUCAUCCCAAUCUUCCUCGUCAGGAUCGGGAUAUGGAUCGGGAUAUCGAUAAGCAUAAGGAAAUGCCUAUUGAUAAUGUGGAGAAGCGUAUUACUAUUAUGCCUGUAAUAAUUAUGGAAAACCAGGAAAAGAAUGUUCCUAUUCUGGAAAAGAACAUUCCUAUUCUGGAAAAUAAUAUUAUUGUUGUUGUUAUGGAUAAUAAUAAUAAUAAUAAAAUCGUCCAUAAUAACGUUAUCCAUAAUCAUCAAGUUUUUGGCGGGAAAAGCGAUCAGGCGAAUCUGUUCGAGAAGCUGACGUCGGGAUCACGGUCGUCGCAGACGAAAUUGGUUUUCGAGAAGCUGACGUCGGGAUCGCACUCGUCGCAUAAGAAAUUGGUUUUCGAGAAGCUGACAUCGGGAUCGCGGUCGUCGCAGAAGAAAUCGGUUUUUUCGGAUAAUACGGACGAAGACGUGGAAGAUUCAGGGGCACAUGAAGAGACAGAAAAGCCGGGGAUGGAAUAAGUGUUUCUUUAGAAAGCACAUUUCCGAGACUCAACGGAUUCCUGACAGCUAAACCGUCAGCAAUGGAUGGUAUAACAAACAAAAGAAGCAUUAAUUA
Molecule: messenger RNA, 1557 nt
Organism: Chara braunii
Lineage: Eukaryota; Viridiplantae; Streptophyta; Charophyceae; Charales; Characeae
Source: the annotation of a GenBank genome assembly